GCGCGUCGUCUUUUGCAUAGUGACCACAACUACUCUACCUGGUUUUGAGGAUUCUACACAAGCUGCACAGCGGUUGCUCCCCAAACUUGCCUCAUUAUAACUCCAUGCCCGAAACGUCGUAUGCUCAAGCGUCUCAAAAGUUCAGGAUUUAUCUAGACCGAACAGGGCAGAUAUAUCAUCCGGGAGACUCUGUUACUGGCAAAGUUGUACUCCAUAGCCCUGAAGAUGAAGAAGUUGUCAAUGUCAAUAUCACAUUCUCUGGCAGGAGCAAGACCAAGCAUAGCAUACGCUCCGGCCAGUUGACAACAAUAUUUCGGGACAGAGCCCCCUUGUUCUCCAUCUCUCAGGUUCUCUUUCCUAAUCAAUACAAACUACGCAGGGACACCGUUUACGAAUGGCCGUUUUCCUUCGUAUUUCCGGAAUGGACCAUGAUCGACCGGACCACAGAAUACGAAACCGGCGCGAGUGCACCCUUCGACUUCCUUACCGGGCCUCACCCCCUGCCGCCAACCUAUAAUAUGGGCAUCAAACACAGUUACGGAUAUGUACAAUACAGUCUCGAAGCCUCGGUUGGCCGCCAGCACAAACCCCUUACGGCCACCGAGGAUUUGACUUUUUCGCCCCCGUUUGAUCCAUCUGCACUGGACGACAGUAUGACCAGAAACGAAGUCACGCUCAAGCAUGCGACCUCACGCCUCGCGCACGAAGAUCGCUCACGCACUUUCAAGGAACUCCUGCGAGACGGCCUCUCUUCUUCCAUGGGUCUUUCAAUCCCUACCGCCAUCUUCCACAUCCACAUAUCGCUUCCAAAAGUUGUUGUCCUCGGUGAUUCCCUGCCAGUUCUACUCAUCCUUUAUUAUGAUCCCGAAUCGACAACCGAGUCGACUCCAAAUAUCACUAUUCGUAUUACCUCGCUCCACCUUAAUACCCUCUCCGUCGUUCGAGGGACGCACGAGAGCGUCUUCGGCGCGAAAACUGAUAAAACUCGGGCAACAAGCAAUACCUUCGUCCUCAAGAGCUAUUGGGCUCAUUCGCCGACGACUUCCUCCUCAGAAGAUAUACAUAUACAUCCCGAGAUACCGCUCGAGCUUCGUGCGCAUUGGCCAGACGAAGGCGUCAUCUACCCUGAUUUCAAGUGUUUCUCACUCUCCAACACCCACACCUUACAAGCUACUGUCACAGUCACCGUCGCCACCAAACAAUUCAUUCACGAGUUUCCCGCUACCAACAUCAACGUUCUCCCACCACGUCCACAGGACGAGAACAGCAUCGCGGCCCAGAUCCAGGCCGCUUCAGCGCUGGAGAGCUUGACGCCGCUGGUUCCUCCGGCCGGCAUGAGUGGUCACAGCCCUUCGAGUCCGACGUCGAGUCAUAGUCGGACCUCAUCGAGUCCAUGGAAGAUGUCGCGGACAGACUCCGACGAAGGGACGAGGUUUCCUGCGGAGGAGACGAUCCAGACGGACAGGGGAUUGAUGCUGAGAUAUGGGCCUCCGACCGGAAUUGCUGCUGAGCCGGUUCUUUCGAGCACUUCUCCGCUCGUUCCAGUGCGGAAACUCGCUUCGGAGUCAUGAAGAAUUUGGUUCCAUACACGCCAAUUGAAUUUAGGAGGCUUGGAGGUGUCGCCUCAGUUUAUCUUAUGUGUUCCUUUAAACCUAGUUGAUUUUUGAGCGCAGCUGGACUCCUUGUAAGACCAAUAACACGCUAAGGCUGGAUCUACUGUACUACGUCGCUGAUAUGUCUCAUUGUGUUUCUUAUGUAUGAUAUACCUGAGUCGCUAUCUUUUCCUCUUCCUUGAAGUGGGUUGACGACACUCCAUGGCCUACUUACAGUAUAC
Messenger RNA from Stereum hirsutum FP-91666 SS1, 1834 nucleotides. RefSeq lists its product as uncharacterized. The record is from RefSeq and is a predicted model, not a curated record. The transcript has 2 exons. Bases 105 to 1571 code for a protein of 488 amino acids. Gene Ontology annotation, cellular component: cytoplasm. Lineage: Eukaryota; Fungi; Basidiomycota; Agaricomycetes; Russulales; Stereaceae. Gene Ontology annotation, biological process: protein transport.